Fusarium verticillioides 7600 is the source of this 2769-nucleotide messenger RNA. Its product is annotated as CK1/CK1/CK1-G protein kinase. NCBI's taxonomy places the organism in Eukaryota, Fungi, Ascomycota, Sordariomycetes, Hypocreales, Nectriaceae. Gene Ontology annotation, molecular function: protein serine/threonine kinase activity; ATP binding. The transcript is spliced from 4 exons. Gene Ontology annotation, biological process: peptidyl-serine phosphorylation; endocytosis; signal transduction. The coding region runs from base 476 to 1837 and encodes 453 amino acids. The record is from RefSeq and is a predicted model, not a curated record. Gene Ontology annotation, cellular component: nucleus; cytoplasm.
AUGCCUGUGGCUGGGGGCCGGGGGCUCCCUAGCAGUGGAGUUGUCGCUGAUUUCUUUGAGGUGAGGUGCCUGGGCUAGCCUGGCUUGGGCUUCUCGUUGGCUCAAGUCAGGUCAGGUCAGGUCCGCGCUUGGGGGGCCCGGGGGCAGGUGCUUCUCUCUCCCUCCCCGUCCCAGUCCCAUCUCUUGCUUCUCUUUCCCCUUUCCCAAACUUGAUCUCCCCAUCAACGUUACCGACGUCGCCUUCGAUCUCUCUUGGGGCUUUCCCCUUCGACCGCCUUUACUUUCGACUCGAAUCGAUCGCCUCUGAGCUGCCUGAUUCUAUUCUUUUUUGGCAUCUCUUCUUUUAAUUGAGGCAUCGUUUUAUUGCGCCAGUUUCGACAUUAAGUACGAGUUACGCCUUUAUCCUACGACCAACCCUCCGGCAUCUGUUUCGAUAUAUUGCCGCGGUGGUCCUCUGACCGCCUUCGCCGCCUAAAUGGCUUCGUCAUCAUCCAACGUGGUCGGUGUUCACUACCGAGUUGGCAAGAAGAUUGGAGAGGGAUCUUUUGGUGUAAUUUUCGAAGGCACCAAUUUACUCAACAAUCAGCAAGUCGCUAUCAAGUUUGAACCUCGCAAGAGUGAUGCCCCCCAACUGCGAGAUGAGUACCGGACGUACAAGAUCCUUGUGGGCUGCCCUGGUAUUCCGAAUGUUUACUACUUCGGCCAGGAGGGUCUCCACAACAUUCUCGUGAUCGACUUGCUAGGUCCUUCCCUUGAGGAUCUUUUUGAUCACUGUGGCCGAAGGUUCUCUAUUAAGACGGUUGUCAUGGUUGCCAAGCAAAUGCUUUCGAGGGUUCAGACCAUUCACGAGAAGAAUCUCAUUUACCGCGAUAUCAAGCCCGACAACUUCCUCAUUGGCCGCCCUGGCACCAAAGCUUCCAGCGUGAUCCACGUGGUUGACUUCGGCAUGGCCAAGCAGUACCGUGACCCGAAGACGAAGCAACAUAUCCCAUACCGCGAGCGAAAGUCCCUUUCUGGAACUGCACGAUACAUGAGUAUCAACACCCAUCUUGGCCGUGAGCAGUCCCGCCGAGACGAUCUCGAAGCUCUUGGUCAUGUCUUCCUGUACUUUCUUCGAGGUGGUCUUCCUUGGCAGGGAUUGAAGGCGGCCACCAACAAGCAGAAAUAUGAGAAGAUUGGCGAGAAGAAGCAGACAACUGCUAUCAAGGAUCUCUGUGAGGGUUUCCCUGAGGAAUUCUCCAAGUAUCUGACGUAUGUCCGAAAUCUGGGUUUCGAAGACACUCCUGACUACGAUUACCUGCGGGAGCUCUUCACACAGGCUCUCAAGAACACUGGUGAGGUUGAGGAUGGCGAGUAUGACUGGAUGAAGAUUUCGAAGGAUUCGGGAAAGGGAUGGGAUUCGAAGAACCACAGCGGCGCGUACCUCCACAACCCCAACGUGCGGCCUGGCCCCUCUCAGAUGGAGCUGCACAGCGGCCACCGUCCCGGGAAUACCACCUCUCACCAACAAGCACAAAACCUUACUGUCGGCCGUUUAAACGCCGCGCAACCCCCUCCUCCGUCUCCGAUCAAGCAGAUGGGCAAGCAGAGAGAUCGGCCAAGCGCCCCCGGCGCCUUGUCAGCGCAGAGGGGGAGCGGGGUUGGGGGUCUUCGGGACAUGGCCACACCCACUGGCUCGACCCAGGCUCAGUUCCAGAACAGUGCCCAGAACCUGCCUCAGCAGCCGAGGACGUCCCAGCAAGGCCAGGCGACUCAGGCCGCCCAGGCUAGCGGCCAACAGGCCAAUCCCCAGCCCAGUGGCUUCCAGAAGUUGAUGAAGACCCUAUGCUGUGGUUAAGCAUACUCUGGUAUACGGCUAAGAAUUUUCUUUGUUUCUUCAUUGCUGCGGCGUUGUGCAUCAGGAUCUGUAUUGUGUCAACAGACUCCGGUUCAAGAGGAUUGCCCGAUUUACUCAGAACCGGGUCGUGGUUGAUGGUUGAAAUGCCCAAUUGAAGCUCAGUCCAGUUUAUAGAUGCAUGAGGUGGUGGAUGCAUAGUAGAGCUUACCUCGACCGAGUUGGUUCGAGUCACAAACGAAGUCCAUGCAUCUUGGCCACCUUCAGAAGCGCACUGUUUUCGAACACGAACCCAUCAUCUCGGCAUUAUAGAGCCCUUUGGCCGCCUACGAACCGUUCUUGGGAGUCGAUAUACUUGCCUGACACCCCUUGGAGCGGAAGCAGAUCUCGUUUGGGACUACGGCGGAGGGCACUCCUUUCUCUUACCUGACAAACCAUCACGAAAUAUACUAAAACCACGUUUAAUCUUCAGCGCAGCGCAGCAAGGCGCAAGGAGACGGUGCAGGGCAGCAUUUCUGGGUUUGUCUGGGUUGUUUCUUCUCUUUUUUCUUAUGACGCUAUCCAUAAUAACUUUGUGUAAUCGCUCACGAGACGAAAGCCAUCAUUGGUGUGCCUGAUGGCACCCAGUCUUGCCUGGUGUAGAUGGAGAGAUCAUCUAGCGUGGGGAUGAGUUUGAGGUUUACAGGCUUGGUGAUUUGUUGUGAAACGAAGAUAGAGCACUAUAGGGAGUUCUCGUUCUUUUGGCAAUUUUAUAAUGGGAAAAGAAAAAAGGCGUCGCUAUCUUUAUCACAGUUCUCAGUUCCACUCUUUCGAGUAUUCAUUUGAGUAAACCUUAUAAACAUCAUCAUGUGCAUGUAACAUUACACGGCCAUCUUGAAUGAAAGAUGACUUCCCCGCUGUGGCUUGGAUGCCCAACGAUCUCUUUUAUCCUUUUC